AAUGUGCAUGUAAGAUGCAGCCUGACCCGAGCUGCCGUCUGGAGCCCUUGCUGUGCUGGGACCAUGAGGGCCUUGGAGGAGAGUCUCUUCUGGAUGCUGCUCCUGGCCCUCUGCUUGGUGGCAAGUGCCACAGAGCAUGCGGAGGUGGCAAAACAUGCCAUCAAGCUGCACCGCGGCAAGGGAGCACCUGCCGCCCAGAGGAGGCAGUGGGCCCUGGACAGCUGCAGGAAGCUCACCGGGCUCCUUCGGCAGAAGAGUAUUGUUCUCAACAAGCUGAAGAGUGCUAUCAGAGCCGUGGAAAAAGAUGCUGGCCUGUCAGAUGAAGAGAAGCUGUUCCAGGUGCACACGUUUGAGAUUUUCCAGAAAGAACUGAAUGAAAGUGAAAAUUCCGUCUUCCAGGCCAUCCACGGGCUGCAGAGAGCCCUGCAGGGGGAUUACAGAGACGUGGUCAACAUGAAGGAGAGCAGCAGGCAGCGGCUGGAGGCCCUACGGGAGGCCGCCAUCAAGGAAGAGACCGAGUAUGUGGAACUUCUCGCCGCAGAAAAACAUCAGGUGGAAGCCCUUAAGCACAUGCAGCAUCAGAACAAGAGCCUCUCCAUGCUGGACGAGAUCCUCGAGGACGUGAGGAGGGCGGCAGAUCGCUUAGAGGAGGAGAUAGAGGAGCAUGCCUUCGAUGACAACAAAUCAGUCAAAGGGGUCAACUUUGAGGCAGUUUUGCGGGUGGAGGAGGAAGAGGCCAGUUCCAAGCAGAACAUCACAAAGCGGGAUGUGGAGGAGGGCCUGGGCUUGAGCAUGCUGAUCGACUCCCAGAAUAACCAGUAUGUCCUCACAAAGCCCCGGGACGCCACCAUUCCACGUGCAGACCACCACUUCAUAAAGGACAUUGUCUCCAUAGGAGUGCUGUCCUUACCUUGUGGCUGGCUGUGCACAGCAAUAGGGCUGCCCACCAUGUUUGGGUACAUCAUCUGCGGUGUGCUUCUGGGGCCGUCAGGACUGAACAGCAUCAAGUCCAUGGUCCAGGUGGAGACUCUGGGAGAGUUCGGGGUCUUCUUCAGUCUCUUCCUCGUUGGCCUGGAGUUCUCCCCGGAGAAGCUGAGAAAGGUGUGGAAGAUAUCCUUACAAGGACCAUGCUACAUGACCCUGCUGAUGACGGCCUUUGGCCUGCUGUGGGGACACCUCCUGCAGAUCAAACCCACUCAGAGUGUCUUCAUUGCCACCUGCCUGUCCUUGUCUAGCACUCCCCUGGUGUCUAGGUUCCUUGCAGGCAGUGCCCGGAGUGAUAAAGAAGGUGACGUUGACUACAGCACCCUGCUGCUGGGCAUGCUGGUGAUGCAGGACGUGCAGCUGGGGCUGUUCAUCGCUGUCAUGCCGGCGCUCAUACAGGCGGGAGCAGCCCCGUCCUCCAGCGUGGUCGUGGGAGUGCUGCGCACGCUGCUCCUGGCUGGCCAGACCCUCUUCUCCCUGGCUGCGGUCUGUCUGCUGUGUCUCCUCCUAAAGACGUACCUCAUAGGACCCUUCUGCCGGAAGCUGCACGUGGAGAGCAAAGGGAACAAGGAGGUUCUCGUCCUGGGCGUGUCUGCCUUCAUCUUCCUAAUGCUGACGGUCACAGAGCUGCUGGACGUGUCCAUGGAGCUGGGCUGCUUCCUGGCCGGAGCUCUGGUCUCUUCCCAAGGCCACAUGGUCACUGAGGAGGUCAUGGCCUACCUUGAGCCCAUCCGCGACUUCCUGGCCAUCGUCUUCUUCGCCUCGAUAGUUUGUGUUGGCAGCACUGGUCUUGUCUCUCAUCCUGCCAAAGAGCAGCCAGUACAUGAAGUGGAUCAUCUCUGCAGGGCUGGCCCAGGUCAGCGAGUUCUCCUUUGUCCUGGGGAGCCGGGCGCGGAGAGCAGGCAUCAUCUCCCGGGAGGUGUACCUCCUUAUACUAAGUGUGACCACACUCAGCCUUCUGCUGGCCCCUGUGCUGUGGAGAGCUGCAAUUACAAAAUGUGUGCCAAGAUCGGAGAGGCGGUCCAGUCUCUGACCAUGCUGGGUGUUGAGCAGCUCUGGGACGACCUCUGGAGGGAGUGUGCGCUGGUGUCAGCCGGAGUGCCGUCAGCAAGGAGCAGUGUCCUCCUGUCUGCCUGUUGGCUCAGGCUCCUGUUGUUGCGGAAGUUCCUGGCAUGACUGUCUUGCACUUGUGCACAGUAGGACCGAGGCACUGGCUCAUAGGUGGCUCCACUGUUUUGCCUCUAUGUGCCUUUUUUUCUGAAGUUAUUAUUAAUUUCUAUUGUUAAUUCAUCAGUUAAUUAUUUUUUGUAAAGAAAAAAAAAUUAGGAAAAUUUUUAUUGUGCAACUUUAGAAUUACAAUCUGUUAGUCAACUACUUGUUAUUAAACCUGUCUGUGCUGAAAUCUUAA
Marmota flaviventris (yellow-bellied marmot) is the source of this 2392-nucleotide messenger RNA. The record is from RefSeq and is a predicted model, not a curated record. Lineage: Eukaryota; Metazoa; Chordata; Mammalia; Rodentia; Sciuridae.